Blastomyces gilchristii SLH14081 is the source of this 1100-nucleotide messenger RNA. RefSeq names its product protein arginine N-methyltransferase 1. The transcript has 7 exons. Gene Ontology annotation, molecular function: protein-arginine N-methyltransferase activity. Gene Ontology annotation, cellular component: nucleus. Bases 12 to 1100 code for a protein of 362 amino acids. Lineage: Eukaryota; Fungi; Ascomycota; Eurotiomycetes; Onygenales; Ajellomycetaceae. The record is from RefSeq and is a predicted model, not a curated record. Gene Ontology annotation, biological process: peptidyl-arginine methylation.
UACAGUAUAUCAUGAACGGAGCUUCGAAUCAAAUGGACAUCACAUCCUCAACCCCUCAGCCAUCGUCCAGCGCGGACAGAAUGGCUGGCAUGGACCACGCAGAGGUUCGCUAUUUUACGAGUUACGACCACCAUGGUAUUCACGAGGAGAUGCUUAAAGACGAGGUUCGCACACGAUCAUACAGAGAUGCCAUUUACCAAAACCGUCAUCUUUUUAAAGAUAAGGUAGUGCUUGAUGUCGGAUGCGGAACCGGGAUUCUCAGCAUGUUUGCCGUUCGUGCAGGAGCCAAACACGUUAUCGGCGUGGACAUGUCUUCCAUCAUUGAAAAGGCCCGCCAGAUCGUGGCAGUAAAUGGCAUGGCAGACAAGAUUACCCUUCUUCAGGGCAAGAUGGAAGAAGUGCAACUUCCCUACCCAAAAGUUGAUAUCAUUAUAUCCGAAUGGAUGGGAUAUUUCCUUCUGUACGAGUCCAUGCUUGACACCGUUCUCUAUGCUCGUGACAACUAUCUUGUCCCCGAUGGCAAGAUUUUCCCGGACAAAGCUACUGUCUACCUCGCCGGAAUUGAGGAUGGCGAAUACAAGGACGAUAAAAUCGGAUUUUGGGACAAUGUCUGGGGAUUCAAUUACUCACCUAUGAAAGAUGUGGCGCUGACUGAGCCUCUUGUGGACACUGUCGAGCUAAAGGCUCUUGUCACCGAUCCCUGCCCGGUCCUCACCAUUGAUCUAUACACAGUCACCACAGCCGAUCUUGCAUUCACUGUUCCCUUCAGACUCACCGCAAAACGCAACGAUUUCAUCCACGCCAUCAUUGCCUGGUUCGAUAUCGAUUUCACCGCUUGCCACAAAAAGAUUCGCUUCUCCACCGGACCUCAUGCGAAGUACACCCACUGGAAGCAAACCGUGUUCUACAUUCGCGAAGUCCUCACCAUUGAGGAAAAUGAAACAGUUGCAGGAUUCCUAGAGAAUAAACCUAACGAGAAAAACAAGCGGGAUCUCGAUAUUAAGAUCUCGUACACUUUUGAGACGGAGGAUGAGACACGUGCUGCCCAGGGCAGCUGUGUUAAACAUACGACGUACUUACCACGAAGACUCACAACCUAA